Molecule: messenger RNA, 917 nt
Organism: Neurospora tetrasperma FGSC 2508
Lineage: Eukaryota; Fungi; Ascomycota; Sordariomycetes; Sordariales; Sordariaceae
Exons: 2
Coding region: 74-682 (202 amino acids)
Source: RefSeq, a predicted model, not a curated record
CGAACGGUUCGGUCAGAGCGCCCACUUCCACUCACAACCAUCAACAACUUCUCGCCUAUCCAUAUCACGUAAAAUGCAUACCCAGCUCGUUUACUUUGCCCUGUUUGCUGGGCUUGCCGGUGCUGCCGGCUUGGAAAGCAAGUCCAUCUAUGCUGUGGAGGCUAUCAAAUCCAUCAUGCCUGGGGCCUUGACCGAUUGCUCGCAGUUCGAAUUCUCUAAGGAGUGCAGGACACCGGAGGAGGCUGCUCCGCAUCUGAUUAACUCCCUGAAGGGCCGCACCACAGGCGAGAUUGCUAUGAUCCUGUCGCUCAUCGGCGUCGAGAGCGGUGAUUUGAAGUUCAGGAUCAACCAUUUCCCAAGCCCAGGCCACCCCGACCAAGGCACUGCGAAUAUGAUGUCGCCCAUGUAUGUCAGCGAGUAUGCAAAAGACCUCAACUUGCCCAUCGACGGCAAGUCAGGGCCGGAGAUUUUGCAGCUUGUCAUAGCGGACGACUUCCGCAAUUUUGACUCUGCCCGUUGGUUCGUCGACAAGCAUUGCUCGGACGAGGUGAAGGCUAAAAUGAAGAUGGGCACCGACGAGGGGUACAGCGAUUAUAUCACAAAGUGCGUUGGCACCACCAUGGCGGAUGAUCGGCAACAGUAUUGGGACCGGGCCAAGAAGGCAUUUGACCUCAGUGGUUAGGUCCAGGCUAGAGACAGCGAUAUGGGGCUCAUAAAUGAGGAUGAAUGGUAGUCUGGGGCAAGCGGUGUCUUAUUCUGUUCCUUAUAUGUUACAUCUGGUGUUCGGGAAGCAGCAAAGCUGCCUUCGCUUCCCCGGGCAAUGAAAGGCUGGUUCUGGCUUCGGGUUGUGGCCUGUGUAGAUGCUAGAUAAUGCGUUGUACCGUAACUGAAAGAUGGAACGAAUCCUUUGCUGAAGA